UCUCAACAUAUCUUUUUAUAUUUCCAAUACACUUUUUUACAUUCCCAAUACAAAAAACAUCUAAAAACACACACUAAAAAAACCAAACAAACAUACCGUUAUACUUUUUUUAAGUGGCACAUCUUUCGUUAUUUUUGAUGCUGCUGCUACGGCGCUGGGAGGUUUGCAUUCUUUUCUUAUAUUCUUAAUAAUAAGGUUGUAAUUGCAUCCAUUACCUCUACAGAUGAAAAAUAGACUAACGGAGAUCAGAUCCGAUCGAAUGACAUUCUCUCGGUGGAAUAAGAGAUUAGAGUAAAUAAAUAAGUCGGCAGUUCGCGGUCCUCCAUCGUCAAUUUGGUUGUCGGCAGUCCGGUAUCAGUAAGUCGUUCUCGACAGUCGGAUGGAUGAAGAUUUGAACUUGAUUGGGGAUCUUGUUGUGGUAAGCCUUCUCGCUUUGUUGUUUUAGUCGUUAGUUUAUCGCUUUGUUGUCUAUUGCUGCUCUCCUGACCCGUUUUAGAUGUUUCGUUUCUAUUAAUUGAAUUUGUUGAAUAAUUUUUUUCCCAGGGCUGUGUUAUUGCUGUUUUUUAGUUUCGCGUCUCAGUUUUAAAUUGAUCUUUUUCCAGAAAAUUUCCCGACUUUUUUUGUUUUUCUUUUUGUUUGACUCUUGUUCUUCGUCGUUCUCCAGGAGAAUUCAAAAUUUUCAAUGAAUUUGUUGAAUUACAUGCGGUUUGUUGCUCUGCCUUUAUUUUCUUCCUUCCAAUGUCUCUUGUUCUAUUUGUUUCAUUUUAUUCUUAGAGUUGAUUCUUUGGUAACAUUCCUCGAACAGCAUAUAAGUAAAGAUUGGAUCAGUCAGCUUCCCAAUGAAGUCAUUUGUUGUAUCUUAUCCUUUUUGAGUCUCAAAGAAGCUGGCAGAACAAGUGUUCUGUCAGAAAGAUGGAAGCAUUUGUGGAAAUAUGUUCCUGCACUUGAUUUUAAUGCAAUAUCUGCAUUAUGCAAGGCAGUGACGAGGGAGGAGUACGUGAUUUCCCUUAAAAGGGAGAGGUGCAAGUUUGUUAAUUGGGUAAAUCAGGUGCUAGAGUUCCAUCAGACCUUGGAUCUGAAUAAGUUCAGAGUUUAUACUGAUCUGGAUGAUUCUUUUGGGGCUGAUAUUACUAAGUGGCUUCAGUAUGCCUUUGAUAAGAGAGUAGAAAGGCUGGAAGUUAGCCUUUCCCAGCAUGGGCCUGGUUUUCUCCCUGCAUUUGGUAAUUGUGUUUUUCCUUCGCCAUGUCUUGGACACAGAUUUUGGAAUUCUCUUAAAGUAUUGAUUUUGAAGCGUGUCCUAAUCUCUGGGGCUGAUCUUGAAUUUUUUUUGCACAACUGUAAAUUUCUUGAAAGUUUGGUGGUGCAUUGCUCUUCUUAUUUAUCAACUUUAGAGGUUUGUGGUCCAACCAUUGCGUUGCAACACCUGGAAAUUUGCUUUUGUCCCUUGAAAAAACUCAUCGUGUGCGAUGCCUAUAAUCUUAUCUCCCUGAGCGUUGGGGUGCCAAAAGUAUUAGUGCUUGAUAAUGUCCCACGGCUCGUGCAUAUUCACAUUACCAAUGUUCGUUACAAUGUGGAGGACCUUUUUCACCGGCUUUGGUGCUGCUUUUCUGAACUGGAGGUUCUUUCCUUGGCUCUGAAUAUUGAGAAGACUAGAGAGUAUGAAGGGAAACUUCCUCAGCCACAUGCGUUGAAGCAGUUACUUAUAGAACUUUAUCUGUACCAAGGAGAGAGCACAUUUGGAUUGUUGGUUUGUUUGGAUUCCUUCUUUAGAGCAUCACCAAACCUGGAGAAGUUUGUUGCUAAGGUAUUAGUACGCUACAUAUUUAUCUUUUUCCUUAAUAAAAGUAAUUGUUCAUAGUAAUUAUUCUUUUAAAUUUGAUGUUUUUGCUCUGAUCCAUUCAGGUUCCAAUUUUGGAAUAUUAUUGUAUUGAAGUGAACCAGUAAUUCAGCUUUUUUUUUUCAAUUUUUAUUUUGUUAUUUUCUGUGUGUGUGUGCGCGCAGUUGAAAUACCCGUUGGAAAAACUUAGCAGCACUGGCAUUGAGUCGGAAAUGUGUCCAGCAUCUUCGGGUUGUUGAGAUAUCUGGGUAUCGUGGUCAUACAAUUGAAUUGGAAAUUUUGAUGUACUUGAUCAAGAAUGCAAAUUGCCUAGAGAAGAUAAUUGUUGAUCCACGUUACCAAUCUAUUUGGGGUACAACGAUUUUGAGAUUUGUGGUCGAGAAGCACAGAGAUAACAAAUGAUGCUCGGAGGUGUGCCCAGCAGCAACUUCCGCGAGUUCUUCCUUCACAUGUUAGAUUACAAAUACUUUAGCUCUAGUUUGGUGUCAAAAGGAAGUAUUUUAUUAUAAGCUACUCUCUUUCUUCAGAAAAUGAUUGUCCUAUGUUCCGUAUUAAAUAUUAAAAAAAAACAAUCUCUCGAGAGUUAAGAAAUAUGAAACUUUGUUUCUUAAAUAAAUUACAAUUUUGCAU
Molecule: messenger RNA, 2467 nt
Organism: Oldenlandia corymbosa var. corymbosa
Lineage: Eukaryota; Viridiplantae; Streptophyta; Magnoliopsida; Gentianales; Rubiaceae
Source: the annotation of a GenBank genome assembly